AUGGCAGAGCGUCCGCAAUACUUCGAGAAUACGUUGACGCCGCUCCAAAUCAAUGCGACCACUCUUCUUGAGAGCCUACAAGAGCUCCGUGCUGCUGUUCGCAAUGGUGCUGGGUUGAUACAGGAGAACACUCUCUUGCCUGAAACAUGGGGCCCAGCUGGCAUGUUCAAAGCUUUCCCCGGCAUUACUCUUGCAUUCCUACGCCUAGAUUAUCAGUCCUUGGUACUAGAAGAUCACAAAGCUGCUUCUAUUGACUACCGCCGCUACGCACUAGAACGGAUCCCAUCAAGCCUUCCGGACACUCCUCUGCUAGCCUCUCGAUUAUCUCCAGCUGGCUCAUCUUCGCCUAUGACUGCUGUCACUCUACGCAUCUUGGGUACCUUUGCGAAGAAUAAUUGGCAAGAUAAUGUCAAUGUUAACAUCACAAGGGAGGAUAUCACUUACCUUCACGAUGCCAUGCAGUGGGCACUAAAAAACGAGCCUCUCGUUCUCCAUGAUGGCCGAAAAAUGGGUGGAGAUGAGAUGCUGUUUGGCCGAGCAGGACUUCUUUGGGCCCUUUUGAAUGUUCGUGCUCAUCAUUUUGAUCAAGAGACUCAGGAAGCUAUCUCACCUGUGUUGGCGGCAAUUCCUGAGUUGAUCCGAAUGAUUAUCGAUGCCGGGCGACAAGGAUCCCAGGAAUACAUCAAAAAGAAUGGAGCCCAGCACGCACAUCCAUUGAUGUAUACAUGGAUGGAGGGCUAUUACUGUUUUGGGGCGGUCCAUGGAAUAACUGGCAUUUUAACCAUCCUGCUCUCAUGUGAGCCCCACGAGCUUACAGACUAUCUUCCUGCCAUUGGUGGUACUAUCACUGCGCUCUGCAAGCUAUCUGGAGCUGCCAACGGCCACCUCCCCAUGACUCUACCUCCAUAUAGUAUCGGGCAGCGAUCAGAACUAGUCCAACUGUGUCACGGGAGCCCAGGGCUGUUGAUUCUCCUAGGAGCUGCCUUGAAAAACAAACCCUUAACCUGCGCUCACUGGGAUCCAAGCUGGGACCAAGCCAUGUACUUGGGCACUGAGCGUGUGUGGGAAGAAGGUCUGCUUUCCAAGGGAGGCAGUUUGUGUCACGGCGUGGCUGGCAAUGCAUGGGGGUGGCUCCUCCUCCAUGAUUGCUUUGAAUACCAUUUGGAUAUUCUGAGCGAUGCCCGGACAGCUUAUCUCCAGCGCAGUCGGUUGUCAGCACUUCCAAAUGCUGAGGUGAACCAAACACUCACCAGUGACUUCUUCCUCUCGAAGGCACUUGCGUUUAUGUUGCAUGCACGUGAGACUAAGCCAUACAACAGUUCGCCCGCAUCUUCCGACAAAAAUUACCGCAUUCCUGAUGACCCUUACAGUUUGUUUGAAGGUCUUGCAGGCAAUGUUUGUGCGUGGGCUGAUACGUGUGCGGUGAUUCAAGCCAGGCUGCGCAAAAUGGAACUUGUUGAGCAGGGUGUAUGCGCUACAUCUGGCUUAUCACGAGACCCAGUGUUCCGGGCAGUUUUUGAUAGACAAUUGGGUUUCCCGGCCCUGGGUGGAAAUGGCGCAACGGGUAUUUUCUGA
Molecule: messenger RNA, 1575 nt
Organism: Penicillium robsamsonii
Lineage: Eukaryota; Fungi; Ascomycota; Eurotiomycetes; Eurotiales; Aspergillaceae
Product: lanthionine synthetase C family protein
Exons: 4
Coding region: 1-1575 (524 amino acids)
Biological process (GO): peptide modification; carbohydrate metabolic process
Cellular component (GO): plasma membrane
Source: RefSeq, a predicted model, not a curated record